AUGCCUAGCGCUGGGAGCCUGCUCAUCAUGGACACUGCCAGGUACAACAGAUGGGACAGCAGGCUGGAGGAGGCCCCUGGAGGGUACUGUGGACGCUGGGGAUGGAGACUCCUCUGGCUAGCUGUGACUUUCAUGAUUGCCACCAUCCUGUGGGGCCUCAUUCUGACCAUCGGACUUUCCAAGGCCUCCACAGAGCUCGGGGCGCUGCUCAGCCACCAGGACCUGCUGAGGACAAAUGCCUCGGAGCACGUGGCGGUGCUGGCUGCCUUGAAGGAGGAGGUCUUGGCCUACAAGAGCUACUGCCAGGGGACGCAGGCGCAGCUGCAGACCGCUCGCACCCAGCUUGGGGAGGCGCAGGCAAAGCUGUCCCAGCAGGAGAGCGCCCUGAAAGAACUGAGCGAGCGCGUGACCCGGGGCUUGGCUGAAGCGGGUAGGGACCGCGAGGGCAUCCGCGCUGAGCUGUUGCGGGCGCUGGAGGCGGCCCGGCUAGGGAACGGCUCCUGCGAGCAGUGCCCCGCGUCGUGGCUGCCCUUCCAGGGCUCCUGCUACCUUUUCUCCGAGCUAAAGGCCCCAUGGGAUGAGGCCCAGCGCCAGUGCGAGGGCGCCGGCGCUCACCUGGUGAUUGUCCGAGGCAUUGAAGAGCAGGGCUUCCUGAGUCGGAACACGCGAGGCCGCGGUUACUGGCUGGGCCUGAGGACCGUGCGCCGCGGGAGCAAGAUCCAGGGCUACCAGUGGGUGGACGGAGUCUCGCUCAGCUUCAGCCACUGGAACCGGGGGGAGCCCAAUGACGCUCGGGGGCGCGAGGACUGCGUCAUGAUGCUGCGCACGGGGAUGUGGAACGACGCACCGUGUGACAACGAGAGGGACAACUGGAUCUGUGAGAAGAGGCAGAGCUGCUGACCCCGCCCAGUGGCCCCGAGCCACGCCCACCGCCGCACCUCCGCUUUUUUGAGCUGCUCGCGGCUACGGAUCCGCCCACCGCCGUGGAUUUUUUGUUUUCCCACCAACCGCAACUGACAACCACCCUGCGCAACCCAGCCCGGUGCAGUGCCUGCGCUCUGGAACCUCUGCUCCAACUCACCUGCGACCCCUCGCACAGGGACCUCACCUAGCCUAGGCUUCCCCGGCUCCAAAAUCCCAGCUCCUUGGCCCAUGAUCUCACCCCACCUCUCUCCCUAGCCAAGGCCGGCUGACUGAGAUGGAGCGGUCUGGUUUGCUUGCAUUUU
Molecule: messenger RNA, 1226 nt
Organism: Ceratotherium simum simum (southern white rhinoceros)
Lineage: Eukaryota; Metazoa; Chordata; Mammalia; Perissodactyla; Rhinocerotidae
Product: C-type lectin domain family 4 member G-like
Source: RefSeq, a predicted model, not a curated record